Molecule: messenger RNA, 1542 nt
Organism: Wyeomyia smithii (pitcher-plant mosquito)
Lineage: Eukaryota; Metazoa; Arthropoda; Insecta; Diptera; Culicidae
Product: protein THEM6
Exons: 3
Coding region: 528-1223 (231 amino acids)
Source: RefSeq, a predicted model, not a curated record
AAUUGCUCAAUGCAGUGUUUGGAACUGUCAAAGCAAUUCCGAAUCUGUGACAAAGAAUCACACUAUUUAUAAGCGCAAAAGUGUUGUUUAGUCCACAAACUUAUAAUCGACGAAAUGUGAAAUCAUUUUAAAUAGUAGUUUCUAAAAUUCUGCUGCAAUUGUUCUAUUUAUUACACAAUUAAAUACUGGUUUCUGGUGCUACACAAACUUGGUGCAAAAUAGAUUAAGUCUACGACAAGAACCUUUUGUAAUCAGCUGAUACUGUGGAUUUCCUUGCGAACACCAGUUCUGUUUUAAUUCAUAAACAAUAUAAAUUAGACCGCCCGAGUUACGGUGGUUUUAAGUUGUUCUGAAAAACCUCGAAAUGAGGAAACAUAACUCAUUCUUAACUUAUUCUACCUGCAUUGCAUGAACAGUAGAUGCAGCAAACCGAGUAAUCAUCAUUUUACAGCACUGCUGGUUUACGUUAGAAAAAAUCGAUUUUCUAUGCAUAUUUAUUAGCAGGAUAAAAACGAUUAACAGCCAAGAUGAUAUGUGUCGCGGCAGGAAUUACGAUGGGAUGUAUUGUCGGACUCUAUGCUCUCUUUGAAUUGCAUUACUUCCUGAGAAUGUGCCUGUGUGUAGUGAUCGCGCGCUGUUUUAAGAAAAAAAUGCAUAUUCUCGACUCUACUAUUGUUGGGGGUAUAUGCCUCACGAACGAUAUCGAUACUUUGCUGUACCAUAUGAAUAAUGCUCGCUACUUACGUGAGAUCGAUUUUGCCCGAGUUGACUUUUACGAACGAACACUACUCUAUAGGACAAUACGUAACAAAGGUGGUUCAGUUGUGCAAGGAGCAACCACCAUCCGUUAUAGAAGAUUCAUACGUCCAUUCACUCGUUUCACGAUAAGUUCCAAGAUUGUCUAUUGGGAUGACCAGUCGAUUUUCAUGGAGCAUCGAUUCCUUGGAUCAUCAGAUAGGUUCAUUCAUUGCAUCGCCUUAUGUCGCCAGCGUGUCAUCGAAUGCUCGGUUGAAGACGUAAUGGCAACACUGUUGAAGUCCAGCACCGCCCACAUGGACAAAUCAACAGAUUGUUUGGAUAAAUUAGAGAGUGGGGUUUAUUCAAGAGGAGACACCGUGGUUAUGAACGGGACCAGUAGACUGAAGCCGCAGUUGCCUAUGGAGGUGGCGAAAUGGUUAGAAUGGAAUGACAUUUCCAGUACCAAUUUACGAAGCGAAUGCUAGACAGACAUAAUUACGGCUUUUAAACAGAAGAAUUGAAUUUUUAUUGACACUGUUAUGAAUAAGGUGCUGUUAGAAAUUUAUGAAUCAAAUUGCUUAAAAAAAACAAUUUAAAAAUAUUUUCAGGACUUAAAUUAAGUAGGAUUUUCUGAAAAAAAUAUUUUUUGAUUUACAUUAGAAAAACAAUACAGGAUAAUAAAUAUAAAGUCGAGCGGGGGCCUAGUGUGGUUGGUAACGUCUCCGCCAACCACGCUCGACGCCUGGGUUCGAAUCCCACCGCCGACAUAGGUGUCGAUGGUUGUGAGGUGGCGUGAUCCACUCA